AAACAUUUUCUACAAAAAUAUUGAAAAAUUUUGAAAUUUUGUUUUUUUCUUUAGGAUAAAGAAAUUAGCAAUCAUGUGAAAUUAGCAACAUUUCGUAUUCUUCGUCGUCUAACACAUACAUAUAAUAUAACUCUCGAAUGGAUCUAUAAAAAACAAGAUUCACCAUUACCAAUUGGUAAUUCCACAAAGAAAACUGUUCGCAAUCGUGGUGCUCCUACUGAACCACUUGAUGAUAUCCUUAUAUGUUUACCAUCUACAUUUAAUUUAACUCCACAAUCAUUAAUUAAACAUUUGGAGUUUUUAACAACGAAACUAAACGCAUCAAAUGCAAAAUAUAUUAGUGAUGCUAUGUUAAGUAUUUCAAGAAAAAUAUCCGAUGAAAUAUUUCUAGAAAAAUAUCUUGAUUUUAUACAAAAUGAACAAUUUCAAAAACUUGGUACAACAGCAAAUAAAGAACUUCUUCGUUUAUUAGUUGAAUAUGUAUCAAAUACAAAUUUAAUAAAGUUAAUUAUUAAGCCAAUAUGGAAUAAACAUCCACAUCAAGAUGUUCGAGCAAGUCUUAUCUUAACUUUACUUCAUUUUAUUGGUAAAACGUCUUCAGAAGAAGAUGAAAAUAUUAUUUGGGAGAUUCUCGAAGAAGCAGCAGAAGACGAUUAUCUUCCCGUUAUAAAAAUUUUAUUUGCUGAUCAACGAAGAAAAUCCUUUCGGCGACGAAAAUCUGCUCGAGGAAAAUCUUCUUGGCCAUUAACAAAACUAAAACAUUCAUCUGAAAAUGUCUUUGAAACAUUUAUUAAUCGAAUACAAUUGAAAGUCUUAGAUCAUCCAACAUCAUUAGAAGCACGUUUAUUGGCUUGGUCAAAUAUUGAUUAUGAACAUUGUGAUAAAAAUAAGUUAAUUGAAAAAGGUCAAGAAAUAUGUGUUCAAUUUGAUAAAGAUGGAAAUACUUUAUGGGAAAAAGCUUUUGAAAAAAUUCUUUCAAUUUAUAAACAAGAAAAAACAUCUUCAUUUGAUAUUAUUAUUGAUAUUAUUAAAAAAAUGAUGUUACGUCGAGAAGAAAUCGAUGUCAAUGAAAAUGAAAAUGGAAAUGAUAGUCAACAUGAUUUACCAGUUUAUCAUCGUAUUCAAGAUGUUUUAAAAAAUCUUAAUUCUCAUGUGAUAACAUUUGAUAAGGAGAAAAAAACUGCUUUUCAUUCAAUAACAUCAAUUAUUCUUCAAUUUGAUAAAACAUUAGCUUAUGAUUUGUCAAUAAUAUUAAUUGAAAUAGCUGAAAGUAAAGAAGAUCUUGAAGAUAUAUUAAAAAAUUUAGAAGAAAAUUUACCGAAAGAUUAUUUUGAAAGAAUAUUAACAGAAUUAUCAACUUUCAUUGUUAAUAGUCAAUCUUGUUGUUUUAUUAAAGAAUUAAAUGGUAAUGAAAAACUUGAAUUAGCUCAAUGGUUUAUCAAAGAAAAAAAACGAAUAUUAUUUGUUUUUAAUUUUCUUGUAAAACAAGUUUUUUAUGAAUUGAAUAUUGAUCGAGAAGAAUAUAAAAAUCUUCUUCGACAAAUGCGACAAAGUGACAACUUAUUUAUACGAAGAGAAGCUAUGAAUUAUACUGUACCAUGGACAGAAGACGGUAGUCUUACUGGUAGACAUAGUUAUUCUGGUCGGGGACGAGGACUUUAUUAUGGUGGAUAUUGA
Adineta steineri is the source of this 1677-nucleotide messenger RNA. The record is from the annotation of a GenBank genome assembly. Lineage: Eukaryota; Metazoa; Rotifera; Eurotatoria; Adinetida; Adinetidae.